Peronospora belbahrii is the source of this 873-nucleotide messenger RNA. NCBI's taxonomy places the organism in Eukaryota, Oomycota, Peronosporomycetes, Peronosporales, Peronosporaceae. The record is from the annotation of a GenBank genome assembly.
AUGAACAUUGAGGGUGAUGACACGCGCAACGUUCGUAUUGCUACGACCGCGUCUGGACAUGUAUCCACUUCUCAUGGCCAGUGUGAAGCCAAGUACAUCGAAGUUGAUCGCCUUCAAGCGCAUCUGGACAAGACUCGAGCCGAAGAAGAAGAAAAAGAAAACGACAACGACAACGAUGACGCGUUGCUAUUACCUCAUGCCCAGGCAGUGAACAAUACCGACCCACUCUCGUUUCUUUGCUGCUGCAAGUUCAAGCGACUUGGACAGAGCUACAUUCUUCAUGAACGACGUGAUGGCGUUACAAUGAAGACAAAGCUCGUGAUUAUAGGGCCCCACUGGAUCGGCGUCUUGAUUACAUUGAGCAUUAUCUUGAUAUCUACGGGGGUUAUCCUCUCCCAGCACAUGGCAAAGAUGCCAUGGUACAACAUCAUGAUGACCUUAGGACUCUGUAGCAUGACGCUAUUUUAUUUAUUCCAGACAACGUGUUCGGAUCCAGGCAUUGUACAGUCCAAGACAGAGAAAAACAUGUUGCUAACUGAAGACGAGAGUGAGGUCGCAACGUUGCAAGCUGGCAACGUUAUAACAAGGAAAAAGGCCGUGGAGAUGCAGACUGUUAGUGCUGACUAUGAACUGCGUCGACGGCCACAAAGAUAUCGAUUUUGCGAUAUUUGCGGCAUCAAACAGGACAGAUCAACCGAUCAUUGUGACGAUUGCGGAGUAUGUGUAGCUGGCUAUGAUCAUCAUUGUCCAUGGAUGGGCAAAUGCAUUGGCCAAGGCAACAUACAUGCCUUCAAAAUGUUUAACGUCUCAUGGGUUAGCUACGCUGUGUUUGUGCUAUUUAUCAGCAUUAACUGGGGUCAAGUUUCAGUGUAA